UUGCCCAAAAGCUCUCAUCUUGUUCCUCUUUGGCCUAUGUCCUCACUCAUUUUCUCUCUCUAAAACCCUUUUGCCUUCUCUCUCUGAUCAAACCUCUUAGCAUUUGAACCUCCCAGAAACCCCAACAAUGCCUGCUGUUGGUAUCGCCACCGGCGGGAACGGCAAGGCCUAUGCCGGAAAUCUCACUCCUUACGUUCUUGCCACAUGUAUCGUUGCAGCCAUGGGUGGUCUGAUUUUUGGCUACGAUAUCGGAAUUUCUGGUGGUGUAACGUCCAUGGAUUCGUUCCUGAAGAAGUUCUUUCUGUCUGUGUAUCACAAGAAGGAGAAAGACAAGACGAACAACCAGUACUGUCAAUAUGAUAGUCAAACGUUGACCAUGUUCACAUCGUCGCUGUACUUGGCUGCUCUCAUAUCCUCGAUCGUGGCCGCCACCGUGACGAGAAAAUUCGGCCGGAAACUGUCCAUGUUGUUCGGUGGUCUGCUGUUUUGCUCCGGUGCUAUCAUCAAUGCCGCUGCCAAAGCUGUCUGGAUGUUGAUCCUCGGCCGUAUGUUGCUCGGUUUCGGCAUCGGAUUCUCCAAUCAGUCAGUGCCACUCUACCUCUCUGAGAUGGCACCCUACAAAUUCAGGGGAGCUCUCAACAUUGGCUUCCAGCUAUCAAUCACAAUUGGUAUCCUUGUGGCCAAUGUGCUGAACUACUUCUUUGCCAAGAUCAAGGGUGGCUGGGGAUGGAGAUUGAGCUUGGGCGGCGCGAUGGUGCCCGCCCUUAUCAUCACAAUCGGCUCACUUGUCCUGCCAGACACUCCCAACUCCAUGAUUGAGCGCGGCCAGCACGACGAAGCCAAGGCCAAGCUUCAGCGCAUUCGCGGCGUUGAUGAUGUUAGCGAAGAGUUCAGUGACCUAGUUGCCGCCAGUGAUGCCGCAAACCAAAUUGAGGACCCGUGGAGAAACUUGUUGAGGAGGAAGUACAGACCUCACCUAUGCAUGGCAAUCCUCAUUCCCUUUUUUCAGCAGCUCACCGGCAUUAAUGUGAUCAUGUUCUACGCGCCGGUUUUGUUCAACACGAUCGGGUUUGGAUCUGAUGCCUCGCUCAUGUCAGCUGUGAUCACCGGCAGUGUUAAUGUUCUUGCAACUAUGGUCUCAAUCUAUGGCGUUGACAAGUGGGGAAGAAGGUUCCUUUUCCUUGAGGGUGGAGCUCAAAUGUUAUUUUGCCAGGCGGUUGUGGCAGCUUGCAUUGGUGCAAAGUUUGGAGUAAAUGGGACCCCUGGAGAAUUGCCAAAGUGGUAUGCAAUUGUGGUGGUGGUGUUCAUCUGCACAUAUGUUGCAGGAUUCGCAUGGUCAUGGGGUCCCCUCGGAUGGCUAGUCCCGAGUGAAAUCUUCCCGUUGGAAAUCCGAUCAGCCGCACAGAGUGUCAACGUUUCAGUCAACAUGAUCUUCACCUUCAUUGUGGCUCAAAUCUUCCUGACAAUGCUCUGCCACUUGAAGUUUGGGCUCUUCAUUUUCUUUGCGUUCUUUGUGUUUGUGAUGUCAAUCUUCGUUUACUACUUCUUGCCUGAGACGAAGGGGAUUCCGAUCGAAGAGAUGGGCCAAGUGUGGAGGUCACAUUGGUACUGGAAGAGAUUCGUCAGUGCAGAAGAGGGAGGAGGUUAUGAGAUGGAGAAGGCAUCUCAAACUGUCAAAAAUGUGUAAUUUGGGUGAUGGGCAAAUAUAUGCCUCAUUUACUUUUAUUUUUAUUUUUGUAGCAGUGAAUAUUACUGUUCCCAUCGGCAAGGGUGAUAUAAAAUUAUUGUGCAUUUAUGUCCAA
Molecule: messenger RNA, 1802 nt
Organism: Pyrus x bretschneideri (Chinese white pear)
Lineage: Eukaryota; Viridiplantae; Streptophyta; Magnoliopsida; Rosales; Rosaceae
Product: sugar carrier protein C-like
Exons: 4
Coding region: 128-1687 (519 amino acids)
Biological process (GO): monosaccharide transmembrane transport
Cellular component (GO): membrane
Molecular function (GO): monosaccharide transmembrane transporter activity
Source: RefSeq, a predicted model, not a curated record